AUGUCCAACACAAAGCUGAAAGCCGUGGUGGUGGGCGGCACUGGAGCCGUGGGGCGGGAGGUGGUGGGGCAGCUGCUGGUGAGCCCACGGUGGGGCAGCGUCGUGGCGGUGGGGCGGCGCGCCGCCGACCCGCCGGCGGCGUACAAGGGUCAGGAGGGAUAUGAUGAGGGCAAGCUGAAGCAGGCGGUGGUGAACAUGGACAACCUGGAGGCAGAGGCCCAGCAGGCGUUUGCCGGCGCCGACUCGGUCUUCUGCUGCCUGGGCACCACGCGAGCGGCAGCCGGCACCGCCGACCAGUUCCGCAAGGUCGAUCUGGAGUACGUGGCGGCGACGGCGCGGGCCGCCAAGGCUGCGGCGGUGCCCACCUUUGCGCUGGUGUCAUCGCAGGGCGCGCGGCCGAGCGUGUGGGCUACCGACCUCAAGCUGCUGCACGGGCUGCUGUACAUGAAGACAAAGGGGCAGGCCGAGGAGGCUGUCAAGUCGAUGGGGCUGAGCUACACCGCCAUCAUGCGCCCCGGCAUGCUGGACCGAGGCGAGCUGGCCCGCGGCGUCGAGCGCGCCUUCUCCAAGCUGAUGAGCAGCGUGGCGGUGAGCCAGGUGGCGCACGUGAUGAUUGCUGACGUGGAGCGCUGGCUGGACGCCCGUGCGGCGGCGGGGGCGGCGGCACAUGCGGGUGCGCAGCCGGAGGUCAAGGUGUUUGAGAUGGGCGACAUCCAGAAGUUCAGCUGA
Chlorella variabilis is the source of this 729-nucleotide messenger RNA. RefSeq lists its product as hypothetical. Gene Ontology annotation, biological process: import into nucleus. NCBI's taxonomy places the organism in Eukaryota, Viridiplantae, Chlorophyta, Trebouxiophyceae, Chlorellales, Chlorellaceae. Gene Ontology annotation, cellular component: cytoplasm. The transcript is spliced from 4 exons. The record is from RefSeq and is a predicted model, not a curated record. The coding region runs from base 1 to 729 and encodes 242 amino acids.